Messenger RNA from Synchiropus splendidus (mandarinfish), 2797 nucleotides. It is a transcript of the gene dlat, whose product is annotated as dihydrolipoamide S-acetyltransferase (E2 component of pyruvate dehydrogenase complex). The coding region runs from base 163 to 2082 and encodes 639 amino acids. Gene Ontology annotation, molecular function: dihydrolipoyllysine-residue acetyltransferase activity. Gene Ontology annotation, biological process: pyruvate decarboxylation to acetyl-CoA. NCBI's taxonomy places the organism in Eukaryota, Metazoa, Chordata, Actinopteri, Syngnathiformes, Callionymidae. The record is from RefSeq and is a predicted model, not a curated record. Gene Ontology annotation, cellular component: pyruvate dehydrogenase complex. The transcript has 14 exons.
CCGUAAAGCGUAGUGUUUUGACUCGAGUGGGAGGUCAUUAGAAAGUGAGGAGAGGAGCCCGGUCCGGUCCAGAGGGUGUUGGUGCCGGUGCAUUUCUGACACCGAUGUAAAAUAGAAACAUAGUUGAACUACACCGUGUAGAGUUAUACCCGCUUUUGCGACAUGCUUCGUCUAAUCCUGCGGCUCAGGCCGAGCGCCGGGCUCUGCUCUUCCCGUCCCCGUGUCCUCUCGCUCGGGCCUGCAGUCAGCUCCCGCUCCUCGCACGGAACCGGCAGCGUAAAGCGGCUACACAACGUUGCUGGGUCCCGGUCGGGGCUCGGUUUCAGCAGCAGGGCGGUUUUGCUUCGGUAUCCUCAGCUGCAUGGAGGCUGUCAGAGGUUCUACAGUCUGCCUCCACACCAGAAGGUGGAACUGCCAGCACUGUCACCCACCAUGCAGACCGGAACAAUUGCUCGCUGGGAGAAGAAGGAAGGAGACAAGAUCAGUGAAGGCGACCUCAUAGCAGAGGUGGAGACUGACAAGGCCACUGUAGGUUUCGAGAUGCUGGAGGAGUGUUACCUGGCGAAGAUUCUUGUUCCUGAGGGGACCAGAGAUGUAAACAUUGGGGCUGUCAUCUGCAUUACAGUCGACAGCCCUGACCUCAUUCCUGCCUUUAAAGAUGUAACGCUGGACUCACUCAAAGCAGCUGGUGGCGCUCCUUCUGCGUCAGCUGCCACACCUCCUCCUGCCCCCCCUCCACCUGCUGCCGCCCCCCCUGCUGCCCCAGGCAGCUCCUACCCAACACACUUGAAGAUCACACUUCCAGCUCUGUCUCCCACGAUGACCAUGGGCACGGUGCAGCGCUGGGAGAAGAAGGUGGGCGAGAAGCUGGGUGAAGGAGAUCUGCUGGCUGAGAUUGAGACUGACAAGGCCACUAUUGGCUUUGAAGUGCAGGAGGAAGGCUAUCUGGCCAAGAUCAUGGUCCCAGAGGGCACCCGGGACGUCCCGCUUGGAACGCCGCUCUGCAUCAUUGUGGAGAAGGAGAGCGACAUCGCUGCCUUCAAGGAUUACGUGGAAACGGGCCUGGCAGAGGUUUCUGCUGCCCCUCCACCCCCACCUCCCGCACCCACGCCAGCACCGGUUGCUGCUGCAGCGCCUCCAGCGGCGGCCUCUCCUGCAGCUGCGGCUCCCAGGACGGGCCGUGUGUUCGCCAGUCCUCUGGCCAAAAAACUGGCUGCUGAGAAAGGACUGAAGCUGGACCAGAUCAGUGGUUCCGGUCCUGACGGACGCAUCACCCGGAAGGACGUGGAUAGUUUUGUUCCACCGAAGGCUGCACCUGCGGCGGCGGCCGCUCCCAGUCCUGCUGCAGGUCCAUCUGCUCCAGCAGCAGCUGCUGCUGCUCCAGCCGGAACCUUCACAGACAUCCCCAUCAGCAACAUCCGCAAGGUCAUCGCUCAGAGGCUGAUGCAGUCCAAGCAGACCAUCCCUCACUAUUACCUGUCGAUCGACGUCAACAUGGACCAAGUGCUGGAGCUCAGGAAAGAGUUGAACGCCGAGGUGAAGGCCCAGAACAUCAAGCUGAGCGUCAACGACUUCAUCAUCAAAGCCAGCGCUCUGGCCUGCCUCAAGGUCCCCGAGUGCAACUCCUCUUGGCUGGACACCGUCAUUCGCCAGAACCACGUGGUGGACGUGAGCGUGGCGGUGAGCACGGCCAACGGACUCAUCACGCCCAUCGUGUUCAACGCUCACACCAAAGGGCUCGCCGCCAUCUGCACCGACGUGUCCACCCUCGCCGCCAAAGCCAGGGAGGGCAAACUGCAGCCGCACGAAUUCCAGGGAGGAACAUUCACCAUCUCUAACUUGGGAAUGUUUGGCAUCAAAAACUUCUCAGCGAUCAUCAACCCGCCUCAGUCCUGCAUCCUGGCCGUCGGCGGCUCAGAGAAGCGGCUUCUGCCGGCCGACAACGAGAAAGGUUUCGACGUGGCCAGCAUGAUGUCAGUCACGCUGAGCUGCGACCACAGAGUGGUGGACGGAGCCGUCGGCGCCCAGUGGCUCGCAGAGUUCCGGAAGUUCCUGGAGAAGCCCGUCACCAUGCUGUUGUAAUGAGACUGUUCUGCCGCUAGAGUGCAGCAGCGGGCUGGCGCCUCUCCCUUCCGUGAUUGGCCCGUCCGCCACUAGGUCACUCCCGGUCGCUGGGACUCAAACGGACUGCACUCCGCCUACCUGUCGGUCUCACUGACGCUCCUCCAACUCUCCUGUCGCUCGCUCUCUUCUAUUUAUUGAGGCCCACCACAAUCCUAACAAUGCCAAAGUGGACGAACAACGUUUUACGAAGGGAAGUGUUACAUCCAUCCGUCACACAAGCGUAUUUAUUCCCAGACAUGUUUGAUCUGUGAGUGUGUGUGUGAAUGUUCCAGUCAAACGGUUUGUGAUUUUUCUCCAGCGAGGAAGGAAAAGAAUGUUAAAGGUACAUUUUGUAGCACUUUUACCAGCCCAAGCCGCUGUGUUGGUGACCAUCAAGCCUCUGGACUGUAAACUCUGAUGACUUUUUAAGACUUAUUAAUAUAAAGGUAACUAAAGUGGAAGUCAGUGUCACAAACUGUACCUUUAACAGGCGGUCGGUGUCGUCUUCGCCUCCACAAAAAAAAACUUUUUUUUUUUUUUUUGGGUGAGUAGCCAAUUCUGUUUCCCAGACCGACGUUUAUUUUCCAGUCUCCUCAGACACUUUCCAAGUAUGUAAAAAUGUAUUUCGCAGCUGAGACGCACAACGACGGUGCCACAUGAUAUUUCAUAAUUCAAUAAAGUGGGAGACGUCAAA